Molecule: messenger RNA, 431 nt
Organism: Drosophila simulans
Lineage: Eukaryota; Metazoa; Arthropoda; Insecta; Diptera; Drosophilidae
Product: male-specific sperm protein Mst84Dc
Exons: 2
Coding region: 172-327 (51 amino acids)
Source: RefSeq, a predicted model, not a curated record
CAGAUCACAUUAGCCAUGAUCGUGUUUCUGAAGUCUGUCAAAAUUGGGAACAGGCUCUACUGACGAGAUAUAUUUAGUCUUACCCUGGCCUUCAACACGACAACAUCAAAAUUUAUUGUUAAUUGUUAAAAUUCUUGGAGAUUUGUUUUGGAAAACUCACAUAGAUUCGUGAUGUGUUGCGGACCCUGCUGUGGAACUUGCUACUACCCUUGCUGUAGCCCCUGCUUUAGUGGCCGCUGUUUUGGACCACGAUGCGGAUUCUAUAGUGGACCAUGUGGACCUUGCUGCGGGGGCGGAUGUUGCAGCAGCUGCGGACCGUCUUGUUAAUUUUGGUACUCCGUAACCAAAACUUUUUGAAGACAAUUAUUUAUUAACAUGGCCUAUUCGUCUUGAAAACAAGAUCAAGACGUAAUAAAAGGUGUUUGACUUUC